Fusarium venenatum is the source of this 1575-nucleotide messenger RNA. Lineage: Eukaryota; Fungi; Ascomycota; Sordariomycetes; Hypocreales; Nectriaceae. The record is from RefSeq and is a predicted model, not a curated record.
AUGGCAAAAAUAGCAGAGUCAAGGUCAAUGCUCAAUGUCCUGAUUAGUGUGUUUGUGACUCCAGGCUCCUUCUCCUACGGAUAUUCUGCUUCUAUCAUCGCCUCUACACUUGGACAGUCUCACUUCAUCUCCCACUUCAACCUGGUUCCAGUCCAUAAUCCGAACGCGAAUGCUUUAUUGGGAGCUACCAAUGGAUUGUUCCAGACGGGUGGCCUAUUGGGCGCCUUGUCUAUCGGCUACUGCGCUGAUCGCUUCUCCCGACGUGCUGCCAGUAUCAUCUCGUCAUUGAUCCUCUGUGUUGGAGGCGCGCUUCAAGCAGCAAGCCAAAACAUCUCCAUGUUCCUCGCUAUGCUUUUUUUUACUGGGAUGGGUGUUGGACAAAUUGCCGGCGCUGUUCCUCUCUAUCAAUCUGAAAUUUCUCCUCCCCAUUCUCGAGGUUUGCUUGUUUGUUUACAUGGCGUAUUGAUUGGCACGGGAUAUUCCAUUGCCGGCUGGGUAGGGUACGCAUGUUAUCCAUUGAGUGGAAGCCUCCAGUGGCGUAUUCCACUGGCCUUGCAGGUCGUCACACCGGCUUUGCUAUGUAUUGGAACUCUUUUUCUGCCAGAGUCCCCGAGAUGGCGUGUAACCAAAAAGGUUCAGUGCACUGCAGUUUCGUUGAAAGCUAACUGGUGCUUAGUCCUACAGAAUGAUCGUCCCGACGAGGCCCUAGAUGUGCUCAAGCGACUCCACGCCAACGUGCAGGACACGGAGUUUCAGUUCGCAAGAAAAGAAUUCCACGACAUGCAACAGCAGCUCAGCCUUGAAAAAACCACUGGAAAAGACUCAUACAUGGAUCUUCUGACGCAAAAAGGUUUACUGAAGCGAGUUAUCGUGGGGUUUCUUACCAUGUUCGGGGCCCAAUGCACUGGCACAUUGGUAGUCAACAAUUACAGGACUGUUCUUUACUCUAAUGUUGGUUACGAUGGACGCACCGCCAUCGCUUUCACAGCUGGUUGGGUGACUGUUUCCAUUGCCGGAAAUGCCAUCACGGCCAUCUUUGUGGAUAAACUGGGAAGAGUCAAGUUUAUGAUUAUCGGAUUCACUGGUAUUGUUUGCGUCCUGAUCGGCGAAAUCGUGUGUUUGGCCCUCCUCGAGUCGCGAGAAAGCUAUGGCCUCUCCCUUGCCGCCAUUGCAUUUCUCUACGGACAUAUUGCUUUCUUUUCAUCAUGCAUCGACGCGACAACUUACAUCUACGCCUCUGAGAUUUUCCCAACCCACCUUCGAGCCCGGGGGCUUAGCCUUUCAUUGAGCGGUCUAUUCCUCGUUAGCUUGUGCUUCACACAAGCUGCUACUUCGGCUUUAGCGUCUAUUGGGUGGAGGUACUACAUUUUGUUUACAGUCAUGUCGGCGCUCAUGGUUCUCGUGCUGUUCUUCUACUUUCCAGAGACCAAGGGGCUUUCUCUGGAGGAGAUGGCAAAGCUCUUUGGAGACGAGGUAGCUACCGACGUAGCAGCUUCAGUUCCCGGGGAAGCUAUUCUAGAGGCAAAGGGAAGUCAGGCACAAGAGAUGGUUUCCGAACACUGCGAGAGAGUGUGA